AUGUUCUCCCAGAACUCAUUCCUGCCGUCCGGGGCAAUGUUCGACCAGGGUUUCGCGUUCAACAGUAGCUUAGACAUGUCGCCGCAUCCCAUGCCAGAGCCUGCCGGCUCUUGGCAUAUGAACAACAGGCUGGCGUAUGCCGGCUCUUCGUCUUACGGGUUUCCCAGCACUGGAAGCACAAAGUACCGCGACGCCCACGCGUGGUGCCCCAUGCGCUCGACAGAGGUCGUACCUCGCGGCUUCAGUAUGAAUGGAUCAGACUCCGAGACCAACAGCUCAUACUCGCCUAAGAGCUUCGUCAGCGAGACACAAUCGGAGACGAUGCCCUUCACACCGGAACCGGCUUCUGAGAUAACCAAUUGGAGCUCAUACGGGUCGCAGACGCGCCCAGCUAUCAAGGCUUCUUCGCCGGAGAGCCCGGUAGUGGUAACCGAAGAGGAUGCGGCCAACUUCUCGGGACCGUCGCGAUAUGCAAUGGGCGAUAUUGUGCAUUCGCCCACGUCUGCAGAGAUCACACACUGUUUGAACGGCCUUCCUACGGUUGGUAACGAUACCAGAAGACUUUACGAUUCGGAGUAUGCAUAUUCCCAGGCGAGCAGCCCGGGGCUUUCACCGUGGUAUGCGGAAGGCGAAUCAGGCAUGGCCAUGCCUUUCCGACCUCGUAAUCCACCUAUCACCAGCGCUCCAAGCAGCUUCUCUACUGCUUAUCAGAAUGAAAAUGCGAAUAGCGCAUCGCGAGGAAAUCCCUCGUGGGCUGGCCCACAGACAAACUUCCCAAUCCAGGAUCGCGCUCAGAGUCAUCGUGUUGUAGACUCGCACACCCAGCGCAAAGCGGACGACCAAAUUCUGUUGGAAGGGAAGAAAGAUGGCCUGACGUAUAAGGAGAUUCGCAAGAGGAUGUACACGAAGUGUGCUGAGUCCACAUUGAGAGGCCGGUACCGUUCCUUGACCAAGGCCCGGCAGGAUCGUGUGCUCGAGACAUGCAUGAUGCCCAUUUCAUUGCUGACAUGCGCGAAGCUCGACCUUCUCAGGAUGUUUGUUCAACAAGACCUCGAUCGCAUCAAUUCGAACUACCUUAACCAAACCCUGAGCUAUGAUCAGCGACUUGCGAAAGUUCAGUGGAAGAAGGUCGCCGACUCCAUCCAUAAUAGUGGCGGAUCUUAUCAUUUCGGAAACUCUACCUGUAAGAGGAAAUGGCAAGAGCUGAACCCAGGACCUUGA
Parastagonospora nodorum SN15 is the source of this 1221-nucleotide messenger RNA. RefSeq lists its product as hypothetical. The record is from RefSeq and is a predicted model, not a curated record. NCBI's taxonomy places the organism in Eukaryota, Fungi, Ascomycota, Dothideomycetes, Pleosporales, Phaeosphaeriaceae. The transcript has 2 exons. The coding region runs from base 1 to 1221 and encodes 406 amino acids.